CUGCCCAUCCGGAGUUCAUUUAGCUGCCAGCCGGCGAAGAGUCCACAACGCGCCGACUGACCAAAUGGAAACCAAGAUGCCCUCCCUCUGGCUGUUCAUCUCGAUGCUGGCUUUGGUUAGCUGCCAGGACUACCACUACCAACGGCCGCAGACUCCCUUCACUGCGGAGUCUUCGCGACCCCAGACCACCAGGUUCGUGGUGCAGACCCUGGGUCGCACCUACGGCCUGGAGACGCAGAGGGCUCCGGUCGUCUACGAGGAUCACCAGUCGCAGGUUGUCCGCGUGGUGCAGCAGCGCCAGGUGCCGCAGUACCACCAGCAGUACGCCACCAGCUACCAGCCCCAGCAGCUGCACACCUCCUCCUACCAGAAUCCCCUGCUGGCCAGCACCAACUACCAGGCUCCCAGUGUCUCCUACGGCCCUCCGCCUCCAGCUCCACCUCCUGGCCAGCCCCUGAGCUACUACGAGCCUCCCCAGCCAGCAGCAGCACAUCCACUGCAACAGCAACAUCAGCAGCAGCCGCAGCAGCAGCAAACUGCAGUUCAGGCCGCCAGUUACUAUCGCCAACCGCAGUCGGCUGCCCAGCCACCAGCCAGUUACCUGCCUCCCCAGCAGCCCGCCCAGAAGCUCUUCUUCGGGAACCCCUAUCCGUACGCUCCGGUGACCACGGGAUCGGGACAACAGGUCCUGGACGCAGGACACGGAUCCGGAGUGGCGCCCCACGAGGUGCAGGUGCAGCUCCUGCAGGCCACGGGAUCGGCGGCAUCGGAGACCCGAGUGGGUGACCACGCGGCCCAGUCGCAGAGCUCCGCCCUGGACUCGUACGACUACAAGCAGACCUCUCCCGGGGACACCAGGGAGUACCAGCGGUUCGUGACCAACUGCCCGGGUGGCGGUCAGUGCCAGAGGAAGGAGCUCGGUCCGGGUGAAGUGGACGAGAGCCACCGGCAGGUGGUGCAGACGGCCAGGGCCACCACCCAGGCUCGGGUGGAGGGAUGCUACAAGAGCCCGGUGGUCUACGUGCCAGCUGGAGCGGCUGUCAAUGCGCAGGGACAGCUGAGGCCAAAAAACCGACGCCUCUUCCAGCGGCAGGAGCAGAUCUUCUCCAGAUAUCCCUACAACUAAGCCCUCUCUUUAAUAUCCACCGAAUUUAACAUCGAAUUUAUUAGUUGCUAUGCUAAGUCGUCAGUUCAGUUUGUUGAUUAUUGUAAAUAAAUCGAUCGAAGUUUGAACACUUUGUUAUUAAACACAAA
Molecule: messenger RNA, 1254 nt
Organism: Drosophila ficusphila
Lineage: Eukaryota; Metazoa; Arthropoda; Insecta; Diptera; Drosophilidae
Product: transcription factor SOX-9
Exons: 2
Coding region: 65-1126 (353 amino acids)
Source: RefSeq, a predicted model, not a curated record